Messenger RNA from Salvelinus namaycush (lake trout), 5318 nucleotides. Its product is annotated as WSC domain-containing protein 2-like. The coding region runs from base 1009 to 2718 and encodes 569 amino acids. The record is from RefSeq and is a predicted model, not a curated record. The transcript has 9 exons. NCBI's taxonomy places the organism in Eukaryota, Metazoa, Chordata, Actinopteri, Salmoniformes, Salmonidae.
UCGUCUCACCGCGACACGCUGGCUGCAUCAUACCGACAUUGACCCAAAAUGGUUGACAGCGGUGUACAGAAAGGAUAGUCUCCCGCCUACCGUGUUCAGUAUAAUUUCUUCUCUCAUUGUAAAUUAACGUGUGGCAGCAUCCAAUGAACGCUUUAUUGAACUGGACCAAGAUUGGUUUGUAACGGGAUUGAGAAACUCAGAGACAGAGGACCCACGCAUGGACGUUAUGGCGAAUUCAUAAAUGUGCUACCCUAUCUCAACAUUUAGACUACCACUGGAUCUGUUGUCUUGAUAUUGUGAGGAAUUUUCCCCGAGUAAGGACCAAGAUUGUGCAUGAGAGCUGUUAUCAGACCCAUUCUUAUUUCAGAGUUGCAUCUUUCUGUUACCCGCGCAUUGGGUUCAACCAAAGAUUCCCGAAUAUGCGGUAAUGGAUUGUACUCACCUUUGGAUGUCUCUCUCAUGACUCCUAUUUGAGAUGGCGAGCCACAACCUCCUUCACAGACUGUCACGGUAAAUGGCUGGAGUGAAUAAAAACAUCUUCCAUCUGCGUGGCGGUGGAAAGGGCCUCUGUGGAGCUGUGGAGGCGUCAGCCGGAGGUCGAUAGGAGGAAAGAAAGCAGUGCUGCUGCAGUGAUCGUCUUUCAGUCUCAGCAAAUCACCUUUCCUGCCAUGGCUCCACCAUCAGCUCUCUGCCCUCCUGAUGCUUUCUCAGAGAGAAUGUAGAGAGACACACACUGGAGACACACUCUCCAGCACUACACACACACCCCUUCAUGGGGACAGACCUCAUGCAGAGAUCCCAUACACACACACUCCUUAGCACAAGAUACCUUUGUUGUGUGUGUUUUUUUACCUGGUAGGCAAUUAUUUUUCCCCAACCAGAAUUGGAUUUGGACUCUCUGUCCUGUGUGAUUGAACCUCUUAGUAGCUUUUAGGGGGGUGUUGUCCUGCUCUGCUGCUUUAUGGUUGGGUGUCCCUGGGACGUUGUGACUGAGCAGGGGGAGCCAGCAUGGCCAGGCCUCUGCUGAAAAUCCAACGCUACUUUCGCAGGAAACCUGUGCGCUUCUUCUCCUUCAUCCUCCUCUACCUGACAGCUGGGAGCCUGGUGUUCCUGCACUCUGGCUUCGUAGGGGACAGCUCCACGGGGGGAAAUGGGGGCCGGGACCCCCUGGUGGCAUCUGGGAUAUUGAACAGGGUGGCCUCCUCAGAUGGCCGGGGGGUAGGAAUGAUGGGGAGGGUGUUGAAAGAUACACGCAGACCCACCCCGCGGAGGUACGGCCCUCCCUGGAUGAAAGGGGCUGGUGGGAAGAACUGGGAGGGUAGGGGAGUAGACUACACCAGCAGCUGGAACCGCGCCCUCAAGGGACGCAACGCCAAAGAUCUGGACGACGGACGGGCGAAGUACAUCGGCUGCUAUAUCGACGACACAGCGAAAAGAGCACUUAGGGGAGUGUCCUUUUUUGACUACAAGAAAAUGACGGUCUUCCGUUGCCAGGACAACUGUGCUGAAAGGGGAUACCUGUAUUCAGGCCUAGAGUUUGGGGCGGAGUGCUACUGUGGCCACAAGAUCCAGGCCCCCAACGCCUCUGAGAGUGAAUGCAUCAUGCAGUGUAAGGGCGACAAGGGCAACCUGUGUGGAGGGGCCAAUCGCCUGUCCAUCUACAGACUGGAGCUGAGCCAGGAGUCAGCGCGCCACUAUGGGAGUGCCAUCUUUAAGGGGUGCUUCCACAGGCCUGACAACGUCACCCUGGCCCUGCCCAUCAGCGCUGUCAUCCAGAACAUGUCAGUGGAGAAGUGUGUGGACAUGUGCACGGAGAAGGAGCUGUCCCUAGCAGUCCUGGCUGGAGACAGGUGUCUCUGUGGGUUCCCCACCCCCCACUUCUCCCUCCAUGAGAUGGAGGAUGAGGACAUGUGCCUGCACCGCUGCCAUGGCGAGGAGUUUGAGAGCUGUGGGAAUGACGAGUACUUUGUGGUGUACCAGACACAGGUCCAAGAUAACCGCUGCAUGGACCGGCGCUUCCUGCCCACGCGUUCCAAGCAGCUGAUUGCCCUGGCCAGCUUCCCCGGGGCUGGCAACACAUGGGCCCGCCACCUCAUAGAGCUGGCCACCGGCUUCUACACAGGCAGCUACUACUUUGAUGGCUCCCUCUACAACAAAGGCUUCAAAGGUGAGCGAGACCAUUGGCGGAGUGGUAGGACCAUCUGCAUUAAAACACAUGAGAGUGGCAAGAAGGAGAUUGAAGCCUUUGACGCCAGCAUCGUCAUGAUCCGCAACCCUUACAAAGCCCUCAUGGCUGAGUUCAACCGCAAGUACGGAGGCCAUAUUGGAUUCGCCUCGCAGGCCCACUGGAGAGGGAAAGAGUGGCCUGAGUUUGUGAAGAACUAUGCUCCUUGGUGGGCGUCCCACACACGGGAUUGGCUGCGUUAUGGGAGGAACGUCCAUGUGGUCCACUUUGAGGAGCUGAAGAGGGAUCUGUUCUCCAAGCUCAAGGACAUGGUCCUGUUUCUGGACCUGGAGGUGGCCGAGGACCGCCUGCUCUGUGUAGAGGGACAGAAGGACGGUAAAUUCAAGCGCUCCGGCCUGCGUAAACUGGAUUAUGACCCGUACACACCUGAGAUGCGCACUAGCAUUGACGAACUUGUCAUGACUGUAGACGCUUCCCUAAAGAAGAGGAACAUGGCCGGGGUGCCGAAGGAGUACCGACCGACUCCGAGAUAAUAUCUCCUCUCCUUUCCCUCUCUCUCUCGCUCUCUCUCCAUUUCUCACUCUGUUCUUCUAUCCCUUUCCUUCAUUCUAGGAUUAAUUAAUGGCAUCCAUGUCCAAAUGGCGUCAAAUAUAAAAGUCACAUGAACUGAAAAUCAAUGUGUAGGAAAUACGUUUUUAUUUAAUAUACUUCUCUGUUCCCCUCCACUUCUCUGUCUCCUUCUUUCUCACAUCCCUUUCCUUUAUUUGUUUGACUGACAGGCACACAACCGUAUUGAUUAGGACAACAGCAUCAUACUGUAUACUGCUUUAAAAAGGACAUUUAGCUACUUGGCUGAUGAACAUACAUUCAGCACAGCACUCUGCACAUUGAUUUUGAUUUGACCUUUGACAUUAGGAAACUCAAAUACACACCAAUGAAAAGCACUUCUCCCUCUAUGCACGUGUUUGCGUUAUGACUUAACGUGAAGGUACAGUAGCUGUGUUGGAAGCCCAUCCAAGUAAAUACUGGCUGGAUUACUGUCAGCCGACCACAAAAUAAAAUCCCUGUUCAUCGGGAAAGUGAUGAAAAAGCACUGUAAGAAGUCUAUUUAUAUGCAUAAUGUGAAUUACGAAUAGGAUCUGCUGCUAUCACAGAUUAGGAGAACAAAUACUCUUUUGUGAAAUGGUUUGAAAUGUCACAAAACCUUUUAACGUUCUGUCAUUUGCAACUAAAUGUUUUGUUUUGUUAGAGAUGAAAAAUCUAUACCUCCACUUGCUGAAUACAGUAUGUUUGAGAGCUACUAGAUUUAAAAUUAGGAGGUGGUCAAAACCGUACUAUUGGACUUGGAUUUGGUUGGCGAAAACCCCCGUGUCCAUCUAAAAGAGGUAAUGAAUGGGACUGAACACGCAUCUCUCCAUCUACCCCUGUGGACCCACCAUGAGGCUAGAUCUUCACUCUUCUCCUCAUACUUCAGCAGUAUUCUAACAAGAAGAGGUAAUACAGCACCAUCAAACAGCUGCUCUGCUUCUCUGAAGCAGUGGCCUCACUUAAAACGGUGCUGUAUCAGUCUUACUGAGUCAUUACAUCUGUCCUUUUGGUUACUGGCAACAGCUCUGGAACACUAAAUAAUUAACCCUCCAUAGUUUAUUUUGACCAUCAGGCUCUAUGGAACACUCCUGACUCUUGUCAAGACAGCCUUUUCAAUAACUAGCCUCGACUCAUCGACAGCUUGUUCAUCCUUGGUCUCCUCAUAUGUGGUCAGCCAGACACACUGCGCAUGAUACAUUUAUUGUGGAUUUAUUGAAUGUAGUUUUCUGCAAACAGCGCUAUUUUGAAAUGACCACUUCUGCUAAAUGACUCUGUGGAACUUGUUGCUUUCCUUAUAAUGGUGGUUUGAAGCAAAAUUACAAUGUGGUGCCUUUUCUGUCAGCUGACUGUUGGCUUUAAGUUGAAAUGUAGGGAAAAUAAAAUGAUUACUAAUAUCAAAUAUUAUUGGUAAUGUGAAUAUAUUAUUGAUGAUAUUUGAUAUUAAACUGUCCGCUUAAUGCAUCAUCUGACACACUAGUGUCGAGAGUGUUCUAGCUUAUGAAACAAAAUACCAAGGAUGUUGUUAUGCAAUUAUUGCAAAUAUUGUGCCAGUGCAAUGCACUGAUCGAACGUUUGAGAUUUCCAUUUGGCUCAUAGAUCUCAAUACAGGCAGGGAAGAGGCAGGGUUAACAAUCAGUAAUAGUAUGCCACCUCACUGUGUGGCUGAGGCACGUUAGAUCAAGACUGUGGAGUUAUCAAGCAUACCCUGAUAGUUUAACACUUCAAAUUAUACCUUUUUAUGGGGGGGCAGUCAAAUUUGCCUGCCUAUAAUGACUCAAACACACCAAAAUCAAUCAAAAUUCAUAUUUUGUCUCUGUUUGAGCUAAGAGAUAAUGAAGGUUCAUUAUUUAAAUAUUUGUCUUCAUUUAUUUAACUUGAAUAUGAUCCAAAAAGUGUUUCACUGUAAGGUUAAUACAGCUGUAGCAUGUACUGUAGCUGAACGCUUACUACCCUAAAGGCCCAAAAGGCAUUUAUUCAAGUUAUAGAUGAUUUGAGAUUAGAGUUUUCCCCUCAAUGCUUUUUUUUCUUGAUAUACGACCCCUGAUCAUUUUUGUUGAAGGUGAGUAAUGCUGAAAGUGACACACCCCAUAUUCUAGAUUGCUUUGGUUUUGCAAAACAAGCUAUAUAAUAGUCCCAGCCAUAGGUAAUGUGCAACAGAGAAUAGAAAGCUAAAAUACAUCAAAAUAAUCUGUAAGUGAAGCAUUUGAUUUUGUACACCCACCACUUUAUGUUGACUGAUGUAUAAUGUGUGCGUGUCUCUAUUGGUCAUGUAGAAAGAGUGCAAUGAAAGAAAAAAUUCCUUCCAAAAUAUACACAUAUAUUUUUAUAGUACGUGCCACAAAAUUACCAAUAUAUUUAUAAUGCAACAAGUAAAUGGGAGCUAUCUCUUCUAUUUUUGACAUAGGACUUUUUUUUGCUUUCAUUGACAGGCUAGCACUAUCUCGAAAAGGGGUGUCACAUUUGAAUGUAUUUUGUAUGGAAUGAAUGUAAUGUGAUUAUAAAUAAGGUAAUAGAAUGGAAGUAAAGGACUGCGAUUCCAAAUAAA